Messenger RNA from Solanum verrucosum, 1521 nucleotides. Its product is annotated as F-box/kelch-repeat protein At3g18720-like. The record is from RefSeq and is a predicted model, not a curated record. NCBI's taxonomy places the organism in Eukaryota, Viridiplantae, Streptophyta, Magnoliopsida, Solanales, Solanaceae. The transcript is spliced from 4 exons. Bases 1 to 1521 code for a protein of 506 amino acids.
AUGUCCGCCGCCGGUAGAUUUCUCAUUAAAGAUGACAAGAACGUAUUGAUUGCAGUAGCUCAAGAAAUUGUUCCGAUACUAGUCCAUUUACUCGAUUUCAACUCUUCGCCGGAGACGAACGAGAUAAAUAUCAUCGCCAUUGCUAAAGGAUGGGAGAUGGGUUUGGAUUUGGUUGGGGGAGGCGCUGGAGUGGACGAUUCUCUGCUGCAACUUCUUCAUGUCUACCUCAAGAAAAAAACCAGAUCUAUUUCACAGAGGGCAGUGAUCACGACACUUUAUAUGCCUUUCACAUUGGCGAACAAAGCUUGUCAACCACUAAACAAUUUCGUGUCAAGAAGGCCUAAAAUUCAACAUAACACUAGUACUAAUACUAGAAGCGACAAGUUGAAAAAGCGUCCAUCCCGUAUUAAUAGUAAGCGUCCGCCUGUAGACAGCAACAUUUGCAUCCAUCUUUCUCGAGACCUUCAAAGGGAAAUUUCUCGUCAUCUAAUUUCUCAAGAAGCAUACAUGAAUUUUCGCUUGGUGUGUAAAUUAUGGAGAUCCGUUGCUCCUCCACUACGUUGGAAAGUGGUUGUUGAUGAUGAUGAUGCGGCUCCUUCUUAUCAUCAAGACUCCAUGUGGCUUUUAUCUCUAAACCAAAACGAUGGUUUGUGCACCUUCUAUAAUCCCUUUAGAAAUUUCAACGGUUAUAUGAGCAACAACGAUUUAGUAGGGUGUGAAAUUCGAUAUGCAAAAGAUGGAUGGCUUCUUGUGUCUAAGGGAAAGUCUCUCUUCUUACUUGAGCCUUCGCCUUCUGGGAAGCAAAUAAUCCAUCUCCCACAAAAAACAGAUGAAUAUUUCUGUGACAUUAUGUCAUUCUCAGCUUCUCCAACUAAUUCUUCUGCCUGGGUAAUCUUUGGUAUAGCUUUUUUAAACUUGUUUCAAGUUAGGAUUUCAUAUUUGAGACAGGGGAAUGAUAAAUGGACUACUAUCACAAGGGACAGUGAGGUGCCAUUCAUACUUUCAUCUUCUAGUCCGGUCUACUUUGGUGAAGAAUUUUGUGUCAUCAGCCAAUACGGUGGUAAUGUUGGUGUAUUUGGCUUCCUUAAAGACGGAACCCCUUACUGGGUUAUCCAUCAACUUUCUGAACUAUAUUCACCUCCUAUUCCUAUUUCUAAUGCUUGCCGUUUGUUUUUAGUUCAACAAGAUCAAAAUGUGCUACAUUCCGUGGUUGUGACACCUCAACAUGAUGUUCAUGUUUAUGAACUAGAUUUUGGAGGGAACGUUAUAGUCAAAUUAGUAAAAGAAGUAAAAAAUUGGCUUUUUUUCACUAGCGAAGCCUCAUCUAUGGCUGUUUGUGGCAUGAACGUAAAUGUGGAUAAUGCAGUUUUCCUCCCCACUUUCAACACUUGUAACGACUAUACCUACUACUCUUUGGAAGAUGUCACUUUCAAAGUAUUGAAAGACAAUUGUACGGAUAAAACGCAACAGAAAGAGCUUUUAAAUCGUGUUUGGAUCCGCUGUGAACUGACAGAGAAUUGA